This is a messenger RNA of Neltuma alba, 2323 nucleotides long. Its product is annotated as pentatricopeptide repeat-containing protein At1g74900, mitochondrial. NCBI's taxonomy places the organism in Eukaryota, Viridiplantae, Streptophyta, Magnoliopsida, Fabales, Fabaceae. Gene Ontology annotation, molecular function: protein binding. The record is from RefSeq and is a predicted model, not a curated record. The coding region runs from base 456 to 1940 and encodes 494 amino acids. The transcript has a single exon.
AAACUUCGUAACUUCUUGAAUGUAACUUUGAAAACUUAAAAACUGAACUAAUGUGUUUCGGCCAACCAUACCCUAUAAAGAGUCUCGUUUUUGCCGAGUAGUCUGAAGCUUCAUUCACAUGGCGUCUCCCGUGGUUUAGCGGCGCCACCCAUUCUCGAUGCAUCCUCGUCUUCCCUUCUGAGAUGAGCGCAUGAUCAGAACGAGAAGAGCCAGUUUCAGAUUGUAAAAGUUCAACGACCUCAGUAGAGUCAGAUUCUACCACGAUCUUCCUCUAACCGGUGUCUCGUGUCCCAAGCGAGUGUAAUACCAGGGAGGCAAGCACACAUGACCAUAAGUUACCCGCUUUUUCAGUUGUUCCUUUUCCCUUGAAGAAAAAAGGUACCCAUUUUUUGCGGUGCAUCAUCUGGACUAGAUGAACAUCUUUAGUAGGAGUAGCAGGCGAGGAUGUAGGAGUGAUGUUAAAGCUUCGAAACCCAUUUCAUCUUCUUCACCCGUUAAAGCAACGAUUUUUACCCCCUUGUCGCUCCCUCACCGCCAUUAUUCAACCGUCACCGGCGACGCUGCCGCUGGUGGAGGAGGACUUCGCAGUUGCCAAACUCAUUCUCGACUCAGAUACGCAAUCCCUAUCUGAAACCCUACAAAGAACGACUUUCCAGUGGAAUCCAAAUCUAGUGGACAAGGUCCUCAAACGCCUAUGGAACCAUGGACCCAAAGCGCUACAAUUUUUCAAGUACCUUGAACGCCACCCGACCUAUACUCAUGCCUCGUCAUCAUUUGAUUACGCCGUUGACAUUGCAGCGCGCAUGCGUGAUUACAAGUCUGUUUGGAACCUGGUUGCUCGUAUGCGAGCUUGCCGUGUCGGACCAAGCCCUCGAACUUUCGCGAUCAUUACUGAGAGGUAUGUCGCUGCUGGUAAAGCCGAUAGAGCUGUUAAGAUUUUUUUGUCAAUGCACAAACAUGGUUGCCGUCAGGAUUUGAAUUCUUUUAACACGAUUCUUGAUGUGUUGUGCAAGUCCAAACGAGUAGAAAUGGCUUAUGAUUUGUUCAAAGUUUUCAGAGGUAGAUUUAAGGCUGAUAGUAUCAGUUAUAACAUAAUUGCUAACGGGUGGUGCUUGAUUAAGCGAACGCCCAAGGCUUUGGAGGUGAUGAAGGAGAUGGUAGAUAGAGGAUUGACUCCAACUUUGGCUACCUAUAACAUGUUGCUUAAAGGGUAUUUCAGAACGGGUCAACUGAAGGAAGCCUGGGAUUUCUUUUUGGAAAUGAAAAAGAGGAAAUGCGAUAUUGAUGUUGUGACCUAUACUACCAUGGUUCAUGGGUUUGGUGUUGUGGGUGAAAUCCAGAAAGCUAGAAAGAUUUUUGAUCAGAUGGUUAGGGAGGGUGUUCUUCCCUCAGUGGCGACAUACAACGCUUUGAUUCAAUCUUUAUGCAAGAAGGAUAGUGUGGAUAAUGCUAUAUUGGUAUUUGAAGAGAUGGUAAGAAAGGGCUAUGUGCCUAAUUCAGUUACUUACAACGUAAUAAUCAGAGGGUUGUGUCAUAGAGGUGACAUGCAAAGGGCCAUGGAGUUUAUGGUGAGAAUGGAGGAAGAUGACGUUCAGCCAAACGUUCAGACACAUAAUGUCAUGAUACGAUACUUCUGUGAUUCCGGGGAGAUUGAGAAGGGUUUAGACAUGUUACAGAAGAUGAGGAACAGAUCAUGCUUGCCCAAUCUAGACACGUAUAACAUUCUGAUCAGUGAGUUGUUUGUGAGGAAGAAAUCAGAUGAUUUAAUGUUAGCUGGGAAGUUGUUGAUGGAAAUGAUUGAUAGAGGCUUCCUGCCUCGAAAAUUUACUUUUAAUCGAGUUUUGAAUGGGCUUCUGUUAACUGGCAAUCAAGAUUUUGCUAGAGAGAUAUUAAGAUCACAAAGUAGAUGUGGCCGGGUUCCUCGGCAUUUGAAGCUCUGAACGCUGGUUGAUUGUGGUUCAUGUGUGAUUUUAUUGGUCUUCUGCAAGAACUGUAACUGGCUCCUUAGAGUUCCAAAAUGAGAAUGGAAAUUAAUUUAAUUUGUUGGAGAAAUUGAGGAAGAAAUGCAGAUUUAGCAGUCUCUGAAAUUUUAGAGGAUUUGAAGGCUUGAUGGUGACUACAUUAUGAAUCCAGUGUGCUGCACUGUGUGACUUCCAUUGCUUCUUGUUUCGAUUAAACUUCAUGAAAAGUUGUCGACUAAAUGUAAAUUCUCUUGUUGGAAUGAUCAGUUAUCAACAGAGUUUUCAAUGUAAAUUUGUUCAAUUUAUCACCUAUAAUAGAGGUUUCCCACUGAAUAAAUAAAGAGCUGCCCUAUAUUUUCAAA